Molecule: messenger RNA, 5857 nt
Organism: Callorhinchus milii (elephant shark)
Lineage: Eukaryota; Metazoa; Chordata; Chondrichthyes; Chimaeriformes; Callorhinchidae
Gene: farp1
Product: FERM, RhoGEF (ARHGEF) and pleckstrin domain protein 1 (chondrocyte-derived)
Exons: 27
Coding region: 198-3329 (1043 amino acids)
Cellular component (GO): cytoskeleton
Molecular function (GO): guanyl-nucleotide exchange factor activity
Source: RefSeq, a predicted model, not a curated record
ACCCCCCCCCACCCCCACCCUCUCCCGGAGCAGCAGCGGCGGGAGCAGCAGCGGGAGCAGCGGGAGCGGGAGGACCCCGCGGGGUGAGUGCGGCUGCAUUUGCACUUCUCGCCCUCCGCACAAACAAAAGCUCAGUUGGUUUUGGGGGAACAUAUGAAGUGAGAGACUGCGCACAGUGGACAUCCGCAACUGUAAAUAUGGGUGAUGUGGAAUUGGCACCUCACUCGCUUCAGACUCCUGGAGCUCGGUUGGGGGUACAGGAUAGCAUGGGAAUCAGCACCUUGGAGCCUGGUCAGAAGCCGCCCAGCUCACCACCUGGAAAACUCACCCCCAUCAAGGUUCAGCUACUGGACGAAGCCCAAGAAGUGUAUGAAGUUUCGCUAAGAGCCCCCGGGAAGUUUCUGUUGGAUUUGAUCUGCCAAAACCUUAACCUGGUCGAGAGUGACUAUUUCGCCCUCGAAUUUCUGGAUCAUCGGAAAGUUAUGGUCUGGCUGGAUCUUUUGAAACCAAUUGCGAAUCAAGUCAGAAGACCAAAACAUGUUGUGAUGAGGUUUGUGGUGAAAUUCUUCCCACCUGACCAUGCACAACUACAAGAAGAACUAACAAGGUACCUCUUUGCACUACAGAUCAAGCAGGACUUAGCUUCAGGGAGGAUGAUCUGCAAUGAGAUGAGCAUGGCAUUGUUGGUGUCUCACAUUAUCCAGUCGGAGAUUGGGGAUUUUGAUGAAAGCCUUGAUCAGGAACAUUUGGAGAAAAACAAAUAUAUGCCUCAGCAAGAUACAUUAGAAGACAAGAUCAUGGAGUUUCAUCGAAGACAUGUAGGACAGACACCAGCGGAAUCAGACUUUCAACUCCUUGAGAUUGCCAGAAGAUUAGAAACAUAUGGAAUUCGACAGCAUCCUGCAAAAGAUAGAGAGGGAACCAAGAUUCACCUAUCUGUGUCACACACAGGGAUCAUAGUGUUCCAGGGUCAAAACAAGAUAAACUCAUUCAAUUGGGCCAAAGUUCGCAAGCUGAGUUUUAAGAGGAAACGAUUUCUCAUUAAAUUCCGACCAGAGGUCAAUUCUUGUCAGGAUACCUUGGAGUUCUCCAUGAACAACCGUGAUUCCUGCAAGGCAUUUUGGAAGAUAUGUGUUGAAUAUCAUGCCUUUUUCAGACUAAUUGAGGAGCCCAAACCAAAGCCUAAACCCAUUCUUUUCAGUCGAGGCUCUUCCUUCAGGUUCAGUGGCAGGACACAGAAGCAACUCCUGGAUUAUGUUAAGGAAGGAGGACACAAAAGAACACAGUUUGAAAGGAAACAUAGUAAAAUCCGAUCUGUCAGGAGUCUGUCUGAACAGCCUUCAGAACAUCAAUCAGAGGUGCCAAAACAAAGUGCUAGUUUUACUUUUGGAGUCAUGUCUGCAUCCCCAGGAAAGACAGCUAGUAAUCAGAGGAAGGAGCAAGGAGCUACUCAAUCAAGUAAUCAAGAUAGGGUUGAACGCAGGAGCCGGUCACCAAAGAGGAGCCCCAAGGAGGACAGGAGGGAAGCAGUGCUGAUGGAGGAACCUGGGAGGGACAAGGUUCAGCAGCCCAACCCCCAAAGAGAGCAACAGAAUGCAGGUUCUCUGGCAUGCAGCCCUCAUGUCUCUGAACUGUCACUUAAUUCACACGGAGGUCCUGGCGUUCAGAACCUCUCACUGUCUCCGAGCCUGAGCCCAGAUGGCAAGCAGCACUCCCCGUUGAUGACUCCACUGCUAAAUGACGCGGCAUAUGUCAAGACUGAUGAUGAAGAGGAAAUGAGGAGAAAGCGUUUCCCAGCAGAUAAAGCUUACUUUAUUGCCAAAGAAGUCUCUACCACAGAGCGAACGUACCUUAAGGAUCUUGAAGUCAUCACAGUGUGUUUCCAAAAUACUGUGGCCAAAGAUGAAGUAAUGCCCGAACCUCUGAAGACUGUUCUCUUCUCCAACUUUGAUCCAUUGUACAAGUUUCACACUGGGUUUCUGAAGGAAAUUGAGCAAAGGCUUGCUUUAUGGGAAGGGAGAUCCAACGCUCAUAUUAAAGGAGAUUACCAAAGGAUUGGCGAUGUGAUGCUGAAGAAUCUACGCUCUUUGAAGCAACUUACAGUUCACCUGCAGAAGCAUAAUGAGAUUUUGAUGGAGCUGGAGAAAGCCAUUAGGAACUCACGGAAGCUGGAGGCGCUAUGCAGGGAUUUUGAGCAGCAGAAGGUCUGCUACCUUCCCUUGAAUAUGUUUUUUCUGAGGCCCCUCCAUAGGCUGAUGCACUACAAGCAGAUUCUGGAGAGGCUCUGCAAGCACUACCCAGCCAGUCAUGCGGACUUCAGGGACUCACGAGCUGCUUUGGCAGAAGUUGCAGAAAUGGCAGCACAACUGCAUGGGCCCAUGAUUAAAAUGGAGAACUUUCAGAAGCUUGUCGAGCUGAAGAGGGAUUUAAUAGGCAAUGACAAUCUAGUUAUUCCUGGAAGGGAAUUCAUCAGACAGGGAUGUCUCAGUAAGCUAUCUGUAAAGGGAUUACAGCAACGCAUGUUCUUUCUGUUCAACGAUAUUCUUUUGUACACAAGCAGAGGACUGACAACAUCCAACCAAUUCAAAGUUCAUGGGCAAAUUUCUCUGUACGGUAUGACAAUUGAAGAAAGUGAAGAUGAAUGGUCAGUUCCUCACUGCUUUACUCUGAGUGGGCAUCGUCAGUCCAUUGUAGUGGCUGCCAGCACUCGUGUAGAAAUGGACAAAUGGAUUGAGGACUUGCAGAUGGCCAUUGAUCUAGCCCAACAGUGUAAUGGCACAGCCACUGAAUUGAUGACCAAUAGCCCCAAUGAUGGGCCCACAAAAUCGUCCGAUGAAACAUCUGUGGAGCAGGAAUCUGAAGAUGAUCUAAGUGCCUCAAGGACUUCACUUGAGCGACACUCGCCUCAUCGCGGCAAUACCACGAUGCACGUCUGCUGGCACAGAAACACCAGUGUUUCAAUGGUGGAUUACAGUAUUGCUGUUGAGAAUCAGCUGUCCGGAAAUUUGCUGAGAAAGUUCAAAAACAGCAAUGGAUGGCAAAAGCUGUGGGUUGUCUUCACCAACUUCUGCCUCUUUUUCUACAAAUCACAUCAGGACAAUCAUCCUCUAGCCAGUUUACCAUUGCUGGGCUAUUCUGUCACCAUUCCCGCUGAAUCUGACAACAUUCACAAGGACUAUGUCUUCAAACUACAGUUCAAAUCACAUGUUUACUUCUUCAGGGCUGAAAGUGAAUAUACAUUUGAAAGGUGGAUGGAGGUGAUCAGGAGUGCCACCAGCUCUGCCACCCGCACUCGCCUUUUAAGUCGCAAGGAGUCUCAUGCCUACUGAUCCAGAGCAUCCACACAGCAGCUGGAGGAUAAAGCCUUUUCUAUUCACAUGAGCUUCAAUUAUUACAUGGCAUUUUUUUUCUGAAAGAAAUUUCAAUACAACAUUUUCAAGGCUCCUGGACUCAAACAAUGUAAUCUUCAAAAUUAGCAAUGUCAAUAUAGUAAUUUGAUCUAUUUUGUUAUUUUGUAUCUACAAAACUGAGCAUGUGUGUGUGAUUUUUUUUUCAUGAACCUGUUUAGUAGAGGAUGGGAAAAUCCACUUAGCAGUAUAUGUCCCUGGCCAGAGUUAAAGAUGUGUUUAUGUAAAAACAAGUGGGAAAAUUGUGUGAAAUUUAGACCUAUACAAGAGUUUGAAUGAAUUCCUAUCUGACCGGAGGAUAGAAUUUAAAAGUACCUUUCCAGUUCCCUCAUUAUCUAGAAAAGCCCGAAGUCAAGCGUAACAUUUCUUGGUAGACGAGUUAUGCAUUUAUACGUUUUCGGUCACAUUGCAGGUUCUGCCCCAUGUUUGAGCCGACGCUACGAACAGUAAUCCUGGAACGUGAGACGUUCAGAUGCUGACAUGACAAUCAUGCUGUUGAUUCAGAUCAAAUUUAUCUUUAUCCUGCCACUGAUUUUGGAAAAGGCUCCAGCUUUAAAUUGGCCCAUGUUGCAUAAACCAAUAUCAUCUUGAUAUAAAGCUUCUGAUUUGGCCCAGAUAAACAACCACUCUGAACGCUUACAUUCUCCAUUGAAAGUGUUGACAUAAGCCUCAUAGGCUAGCAGAAAAUUUAGCCAAGGUUCUUCUGAAUACUAUUCCGCUCAAGGUAUAAGUGUUUGAUGAGACAGGAUUGGUCUUAUCUAUAAUGCUAUUAUGGUCAAAUAACUUGGUGAAACCCAACUCACUGUCAAGGCUCACAGAUGAUUAAUAGCCACUUGUACCAUCUUCAAGGGAGUUGGGGAUAUUGACUUAAAUUAAAACCCUUAUUUCUUUAUAGUGUAAAAAUAAAUUUCAGCCCACUCUUGCCACAGGAAAUGGAAAUAUCUCCUGCAAAUACAAGCUGAGAUGUGUCUCUGUAAGAUUCACUUCUCGCUUCUUCAGUGGUUUUUGUUGGAAAAAAUAUUUCACAACUCUUUUCCCAUACCUUUAAAUUUCCACCAUUAAGAUCAGAUAUUCAAAUCCAAUUUUUUUUGUUACAUUUUAAUUUGUCCUUAGCUGGAAACAAUAAAAUAAUUCCUGUAUGGAUGGGGUUGCUAAAGGAGAAACGUGUAGUUACCAUUAAAUUCUGACAUUUUUUCCAAACUAAGUCUGAGACUGUUUUCAGACCACGUGGUGGUGGCAAACCUGGCUCCUCUUUACAGUGCUGAUGUCUUGAAUAUCUUUAAUGCAGGUUUUUUAAAAAAAAGCAAUUUGUAACAGUUUUUAAAUUAGUACAGUAGUAAUGUAACUAUUUGUUCUUUGUAAAAUACACACAGCAGCCCAUAGUGAGCCCUGAGUGAUGCUGCUUGUGCCACUCGUUUUGCAGGAGACUGCGUACACUCAGUGUAGGAGCUUGAACUGCAGCCCAUAUCAUGGGGCUGAAGGAAGGCAAUUCCAGUGGUACAGUUUCAUGUAUCUUUAAUACACCAUUUUCUUGAACAAAAGUUUCUGAAACAAUACAGCCUUAUUACAUAGUUUUCUUUUUACUGGUGAUCUGGACCAGCUUAUAUAGCCGCAAAUAGCUGAGCUAUAACUAGAACAGAGAAGUGGUACUACAUGCCAUCCAGUGGUGUGGAGAAAUGAGGCUAGUACUGAUUUUUACCUAUCACUGUCUAACUGGUUAUUCAAUUUAUAAUCGCAUAAACAAUUUUAAAUAUAGUGCAGAUUAAACUACCAAUACCAAUGUUAUGUAUCUUCUGUAAAAGAUUACCAACUAUUGAUUGAGGUCACUAAAAAUCACAUGAACUCUAAUUUGUGAGGUGUUAACCAUGUGAAAGCACAUGUGUACUGAGAGAACUACAGGUGAACUAUGUAGUUGGUAGCCAAUGGAAAGGAUUGCAGGUGAAUACGUAACCCUUUUGAUGGUUGUAAUUUCCAUUGUGCAUUUGCACAUGGUGUAUACAUUUGUUUGCCCAUAGUUUACACAUAUCUCAUUAUACUCCUAUACUUAGAAUCCCAUUGAUGUGCAUUAGUUGUGUGCAGUAAACCACAGCCUCUUAUCACUCUCAGUUAGAUAUACACUGCAGUGAAUUCCAGUCUUCUCAAUCAUGCUGGGAACACAGUGCUAGCCGGCCCCGAGUGACUUACUGAAAACAUAAUGCCGUGUUAUUGCAUCCAGUUUGGGGAAAGAAAUUAAUUUAACUUCAUGUGGAAAAAAAGUGAAAACAUCCAACAUUGCAAAACCAGUCUUGAAUAAAGUGUUUUGAAAUUAUAGAACUAAUACGGUCUUUGUGAAAACAAGUAUGGAUUAAUGUCUUAAGACCCUUGAAAUACAAUAGUUUCUAUUCUAGUGAAUUGUUGUUUCUUUGCCUUCUUUAAUGACCUAAACCAUUUCAAUAAACACUGUACCUUGG